Ficedula albicollis (Collared flycatcher) is the source of this 1022-nucleotide messenger RNA. It is a transcript of the gene PLD6, whose product is annotated as phospholipase D family member 6. The record is from RefSeq and is a predicted model, not a curated record. Gene Ontology annotation, biological process: piRNA processing. Gene Ontology annotation, molecular function: RNA endonuclease activity producing 5'-phosphomonoesters, hydrolytic mechanism. Gene Ontology annotation, cellular component: mitochondrion. The transcript has 3 exons. The coding region runs from base 1 to 600 and encodes 199 amino acids. Lineage: Eukaryota; Metazoa; Chordata; Aves; Passeriformes; Muscicapidae.
AUGCCCACAGGAAAGAAGGGGGAGAGCUGCCAACAUCCACUGCGUGGUGAAGGCUUCGCUGUCCGGAUUUCGGUACGUGGGGAGGGGUCGGUGUUGCCGCUGGCCGAGGCGGCCGAGCCCGGAGCGCCCGCCCGGCCCUGCCCGUGCCCGCUGCCCAGCGGCGACACCGCCCUGAGCCGCCUGGUUCGCCGCCUGCUCUCCGCCCGCAGCUCGCUCGACCUCUGCCUGUUCUCCUUCUCCUGCCCGCAGCUCGCCCGGGCCGUGCAGCUGCUGCACCGCCGCGGGGUCCGUGUGCGCCUGGUGACGGACGCGCAGUACAUGGGGCUGCACGGCUCCCAGAUCGGCCGCCUGCGCCACGCGGGGAUCCAGGUGCGCCACGACCAGCACAGCGGCUACAUGCACCACAAGUUCGCCAUCGUGGACCGGAGGAUGCUCAUCACGGGUUCCCUCAACUGGACCACCCAGGCCAUCCAGAGCAACCGGGAGAAUGUGCUGGUGGUGGAGGACGCCGAGUAUGUGAAGGCUUUUCAGGAUGAGUUUGAAAGGAUUUGGGAAGAGUACAACCCUGCUAAUUACAGGUUUUUUUCCGAAAGGCAGUAAAUGAUUGAGCUGCCUCACAGGGCUAAUGGAGGUAAUGUGGGUAACACCCACAGACUUUAUUCUUAUGUAUAGACACCAUUGUUUUGUCCGUCUGGGUGUAACUUUGGUAAAUGUCCCCAGAGAAGUGUUCUCUGCCCUAUAAUGCCGCAGAUGCCUUGCUGGGGGUCACUCCCGUGCUGGAGGGAGUGGCACAACUCUUUGGUUGUGGGGGUGACAGUGACAGAGCUGCAUUCAGAGCCAUUCAGACUUUGGGCGGGCUCGUUGCUGUGCCCUGGUCCCCACCAGGUGUGUUCAUACGAGCGUGUGUUUCACUGGGAAAGGGAACGUUUUCCAGCUCGGGAUAUGGAAUGGAAUUGGCUACAAUUGUAUGGAAAUGGAAUUGUAGCCCAAGGGCUCCUCUAGCCGGUAACUAAAGGAGAGAU